AUGGAACAUAUAAGCAAGACGUUAGCGAAGGAAAUUAAAAAUACCGAAACCGAUGAAUUCAAUCAGUUGAAUAGUCAAAUAGAUACAACGUUAUCUAACUUGCGUAGAAAAAGAGGUAUCUUGGAAGAUCAGAUCAAACAGUUUGAGGAAGUGGAACGGAACUUAGCAGAAAGCCCUGCUUCUUCUAAUGGUACAUUAAACAAGAUUCAAUUUAAACUAGAUAAUGGAAAUACCAUAGAGAAGACCAGAGAAGAAGCUUUAGAAUUUAUCAAUAAAAGAAUCGGUGAAAUUAAAGAAGCAGUGACACAAUUCAAUACCAAAAUCAAUGAAGGAGAAAUGACCAAAGAGAAGUUGAAACAGUUUAAUGAGAUCAUACAAAAUGAAGCCAAUGAUACCGAAAAUCAAGGUGAUGCUUUUCAUGAAGAAAAAUUGAACGAGGAAGGCUUACCAUUCAUGGAUAUCCAAGAGGAAAUCGACGAAGAUGGCAAUGUUGUAAAUGUCAAGAUCAACGAUUCUAAAGUCAAUAAAGAGACACCAAAAGUAGAAGUUAUCGAAGAAGAUAUUAAAAAGAAGACAAUUGAUACAAAAGAACAAUCCGAGAAUGAAAACUUAAAGACGUUGUUUGAGGAAAUGGAAAUAAUUUCGAAGAAUGACGAUAAGAAUAGAGAUUUGAAUUUCGACCAGGAUGAAUUAUUGGAAAGAAUUGAUAAACUAAAUAUAAGUCCCGAAGAUAAAUUUAAUUUGAAGAAAGUUUGUGUUGAAGAAUUUCAAAAAUUAAAUGAAGAUGAAGAUGACGAGGAAGAAGGACAAGAACACAAAGGCAAAGAAAAUGUUGAAACAGAUACUACAAACGACGAUUCAUUCCAGCAUUUUUCAAUUGACAGAGACAAUAUGAUAGAGUUAGAACUAUUAGCAGAUGACUUUGAUGAUUCAAUAGUUGAGAAUAACGAAGGGUAUGAAGAUGACCAAGAGUUUGAUUACGAUUUUGAAGAAGAAGAAGAGGAUGACGAUGAUGAUGCCGCAGAUGAACUAUUGUACGGUGGAGGACGGGCUAAAAUUAUUGGAGGGGAUGUGAAAUCAAACAAUAUGUUAUGGGAUCAAAUCAUGAACCUUAGAAAGGGAAGACUAGGAGUCAAUGAGAAUGACGAGAUCAUCAUCGAACAAGAAGAAGUAGAAGUAAAGGAUGAAGGUAAGUCAAAGAAAGGUAAAAAAGCAGUUAGGUUUUCAGAACAGUUGGAUAUUAAAGAAGUCGAUAAUAUAAGUGAAAGUUUAAAGAACCCACCACCUGCACCAGCAAAGAUGUCAUUAUUCAAGCAAAACCGUGUCUUUAACAAAUCAAGAUCAGAUGAAGGGAAAAACGAGCAAGAUAAUGAAAUUAUGGGAGACAUCAUUGAUAGGGACGAUAUCAUGACCGAUAGCAUCGUUGAAAAUGAUGACAUUAUGAAUGAUGUCGUUGAAAAAGAGGAUGUGAUGACUGAUAUCAUUGUUGAGAAUGAUGAUGUUAUGACGGAAGUUAUUGAUAGAGAAGAAUUCAUGGAAGAACCUGAAAGGAAGACAACUUCUAGAUUCAAGUCUAUGAGAAACCAAUUGAAUUCACAGAAACCGCAAAACUCGAAACCACCAGCGAUUAUUCCAAUUCCUGGAAUUGAGAACAAUCAAAUAAACGAAAAUCCAGAAGAAGAAGAUCCUGCUCCAAUUUUGUCGAGAUCUGAUUUGCAAGAGAUGCAACUGGAUAUGGAUAAAAUGGCCCAAGCAUAUGUUGCAGGAAAGUACGAUGAUGAUAUAAUGACUGAUGGUCCUGUGGUUCAAGAAUUGAAUGAUUUUGAACAUUUAAAUGACAUUGUUGAAGCUAGAAAGAAAGAUUUGAUGGGAUUACAAGAAUUUGAUCCUACGUCAAAUGAAGUUGGUAUGGAUGAGGACAUCGAAGAUAACGAUGAAGAUUCAGAUGAUGGUGAUAUUUUGACUGAAAUUGUGGAAAAUGAUUUUGAUGAGGAUGAUGAGAAUAAUGGUGUUUUUGACGAGGAUGCUGUGUUAGAUCGAGAAAUCACUGAGAAUUAUCAUAAACUUAGAAACAAAUUGAUCUUGGAUAACAAUGGUUUCAAGAAGUCACAAGAAGAAUUAGAAUUCGAACCAACUGAUGAAGACGGCAACCUUAUUAGAAUGAGUAGAUUUAAAGCUGCCAAAUUGAACCAUAGUAUAUAG
Candida tropicalis MYA-3404 is the source of this 2202-nucleotide messenger RNA. RefSeq lists its product as uncharacterized. The record is from RefSeq and is a predicted model, not a curated record. Bases 1 to 2202 code for a protein of 733 amino acids. NCBI's taxonomy places the organism in Eukaryota, Fungi, Ascomycota, Pichiomycetes, Serinales, Debaryomycetaceae. The transcript has a single exon.